This is a messenger RNA of Adineta ricciae, 1518 nucleotides long. The record is from the annotation of a GenBank genome assembly. NCBI's taxonomy places the organism in Eukaryota, Metazoa, Rotifera, Eurotatoria, Adinetida, Adinetidae.
AUGCCGCGCACCUAUGAAGAAGAGCUAAAAUAUAUCGAACGAAUUAAUAGCCACUGCUGGCGUAUAAAAAAAGGUUUUGUACCGAAUAUGAAUGUUGAAGGUGUUUUCUAUGUUAACAAUCAUUUGGAGAAAUUGAUGUUUGAAGAACUUGAAACUGCAUCGAAAUUCGGUGGUAUAGGUGGUUUUCUUCCCGGUAUGAAACAAAUCGCUAAUGUUGCAGCAUUACCUGGUAUCGUUGGCAAAUCGGUUGGUUUACCUGAUGUACAUUCUGGUUAUGGUUUUGCCAUUGGUAAUAUGGCUGCAUUCGAUUACAAUGAUCCGAAAGCAAUCGUGUCGCCUGGUGGUGUUGGUUUUGAUAUCAAUUGCGGUGUUCGUCUUCUUCGAACGAAUCUUACUGAGAAGGAUGUUCAACCGAUGAAAGAACAACUAGCACAAUCUAUGUUUGAUCAUAUACCUGUCGGUGUUGGUUCAAAAGGUGUGAUACCAAUGAAUGCCAAGGAUCUUGAAGAAGCACUAGAGAUGGGUAUGGAUUGGUCAUUACGUGAAGGUUACUCGUGGGCAGAAGAUAAGGAGCAUUGUGAAGAAUAUGGAAGGAUGUUACAAGCGGAUCCAACGAAAGUUUCACAACGAGCUAAGAAACGUGGUUUACCACAGUUAGGAACACUAGGAGCUGGUAAUCAUUAUGCUGAGAUUCAAGUUGUUGACGAAAUCUACGAUCGAUUUGCUGCUGGUAAAAUGGGUAUUGAUUUUAAAGGGCAAGUAUGUGUAAUGAUUCAUUGUGGAAGUCGUGGUCUUGGCCAUCAAGUAGCUACCGAUGCUCUUGUGGCUAUGGAAAAAGCCAUGAAGCGUGAUCAAAUUCAAACUAAUGAUCGGCAACUUGCUUGUGCUCUGAUUCAAUCUCCUGAAGGACAAGAUUAUCUUAAAGGAAUGUGUGCAGCUGCAAAUUAUGCAUGGGUCAAUCGUUCUUCCAUGACUUUUCUCGCUCGACAAGCUUUCGCUCGAUGUUUUAAUUCAACACCUGAUGAUCUCGAUAUGCAUUUAAUCUAUGAUGUUUCACAUAAUAUAGCUAAAGUUGAAGAACACAUCAUCGAUGGUAGACAAAAAACUCUGUUAGUACAUCGAAAGGGUGCAACACGAGCUUUCCCUCCCCAUCAUCCACUUAUUCCAGUCGAUUAUCAGAUAACCGGGCAGCCUGUUCUGAUCGGAGGUACCAUGGGCACGUGUAGUUAUGUUCUUACUGGUACUGAACAGGGUAUGCAAGAAACAUUUGGUUCGACUUGCCAUGGUGCUGGUCGAGCACUAUCUCGUGCUAAAUCUCGACGAAAUCUUAACUGGUACGAAGUUUUGGACGAAUUAAAAGAAAAGGGUAUCGCCAUUCGUGUUGCAUCGCCAAAACUCGUACAAGAAGAGGCGCCUGAUUCAUAUAAAAACGUAACCGAUGUCGUUGAAACAUGUCACGCAGCUGGUAUUAGUAAAUUAUGUGUUAAAUUGAGACCGGUGGCAGUCAUUAAGGGUUAA